AUGCGGUCAACGGCUAGGCUGCUAUACGCGGCGGCGGUCUUUGCCUGUGCGAAUCUGGCCGACGCUGGCAGUCAUGGCUCAGAAGGGUUGGACACGAUGAAGUGCGCUAUCGACCCGUCAGCUAUGGUUUCUGACGCAUGUGUGUCCUAUGGCACUAUCAACAAACUCAACGACGAAAUCUACACUCUCCUCCAGUCCAUCACUCUCCAAACAGACUUCUUCUCCUACUACCGCUUGAACCUCUUCAACAAAGAAUGUCCCUUCUGGUCAGACUCAAAUAGCAUGUGCGGCAAUAUUGCGUGCUCCGUGAACACCAUUGAAUCCGACGAAGACAUCCCGCUCGUCUGGCGAUCGGAGGAGCUGAGCAAGCUGGAAGGCCCCAAGGCGAACCAUCCGCCCCGCAAGGUCCAGGCUGAGCGUCCCAAGGAGAGGCCACUCCAGGGUAUGCUCGGUGAAGGUGUCGGAGAGAGCUGCGUGGUCGAGUACGAUGACGAAUGUGACGACCGGGACUACUGUGUCCCCGAGGACGAGGGCUCGGCCGGCAAGGGUGACUACGUGAGCUUGGUUGACAACCCGGAGCGAUUCACAGGGUAUGCGGGAGAGGGCGCGCACCAAGUUUGGGACGCGAUCUACCGCGAGAACUGCUUUGUGAAGCCCAUGGCAGAGGAGCUGGAAGAGCAGUCGCUCAACCUUCCGAUGGGUGGACUGCAAGCCGUGUCCGAUUUCCGGAACGUCCUGCAGAAAGAGUCGCAGCGUCUCGACGGCUUGCCCUUGGACAACGAGUGCUUGGAGAAGCGCGUCUUCCACCGGCUAAUCAGCGGGAUGCAUGCCUCCAUUUCCACGCAUCUUUGCUGGGACUACCUCAACCAAACGACGGGCGAGUGGCACCCGAACAUGCAGUGCUACAAGGACCGGCUACACGAGCACCCGGAGCGCAUCUCCAACAUGUACUUCAACUACGCACUUGUCUCUCGCGCCGUCGCCAAGCUUCGCAAGCACCUGCAGGGCUACACUUUCUGCACCAGCGACCCAGACCAAGACGUCGAGACCAAGCAGCGGAUUAACCAGCUGACGGAGGUGCUCUCGCGGCCGCCCCAGAUCUUCGACGAGAACCUCAUGUUCCAGGACCCGAACGCGGAGGGCCUUAAGGAGGACUUCCGCAAUCGCUUCCGCAACGUCAGCCGGCUGAUGGACUGCGUGGGGUGCGAUAAGUGCCGACUCUGGGGCAAGCUGCAAGUGAAUGGGUACGGGACAGCCCUGAAGGUGCUGUUCGAGUAUGACGAGACCAAGAACGGGGAGAACCCGCCGCUGCGCCGCACGGAGCUGGUUGCCCUGAUCAACACGCUGGGGCGCAUUUCGCACAGUAUCGCUGCUGCGCGCAGUUUCCACGAAGCUCUGGAAGCGGGCCAGGAGAAUGCGUUCCCACUGCGGCAUUCGGCGCCCUCGACGCAUAACCACGUUGAGGCUCAACAUGAAGGUACGCAAGCUCGGAAGUUGUUCCAUGAUGGUACGGGACAGUUCUAUUAUGAGAAUGAUGAGGGCGAGUAUAUCUACGGGCGAGAGAAGGUCGACCGUCUCCCGUGGGAGCGUCCGCCCCGAAAGCCGGAUUCCUCUUUCUUCGAUGAUCUCAAGGUCGAGUUUGAUAUGGUAUGGGAUGUGACUGUGUAUGUCCUGCGCAGCUGGAUAGACAUUCCCCGGACCAUAUUUGAGAUUACUAUAUGGGAAGGGCAGCGGCUCUGGGCCUUCUGGCUGGGUCUGCCUGUGCCUCCUCGCCCCUGGAAGAUCCAGGCUCCUAAGUUUGAAGGGUCUCGGCCCCCUUCAGCUCAGCCUCACAGCGAGCUGUGA
Penicillium canariense is the source of this 1845-nucleotide messenger RNA. RefSeq names its product ER oxidoreductin. Gene Ontology annotation, biological process: protein folding in endoplasmic reticulum. The record is from RefSeq and is a predicted model, not a curated record. Gene Ontology annotation, cellular component: endoplasmic reticulum membrane; endoplasmic reticulum. Bases 1 to 1845 code for a protein of 614 amino acids. Gene Ontology annotation, molecular function: thiol oxidase activity; protein-disulfide reductase activity; FAD binding. The transcript is spliced from 3 exons. Lineage: Eukaryota; Fungi; Ascomycota; Eurotiomycetes; Eurotiales; Aspergillaceae.